CUUCCUUAAACUUUGAUCUACCUUCCAAUAGUAGUAUGAAUCAUCAAAAGAAUAAGGUAUUUCAAAUAUGCUCUUCUGGAAGAAGCCCAUGGUUCCGAGCGGAUGGAUCCAAUACAAAAACUUAUGUCAUUGGUAUUGCCGGUGGUAGUGGAAGUGGAAAGACAAGUGUAGCCGAACGUAUCUUGAAGAAUUUGAAUGUACCUUGGGUGGUUAUUAUCUCUAUGGAUUCUUUCUACAACGUCUUGACUGCAGAACAAAGUGCUUUAGCUCACCAAAAUAAUUUUGAUUUUGAUCAUCCUUCUGCUUUUGACUAUGAUUUAUUAUAUGAAUGUCUCUGCAAAUUGAAAAAUGGUAAAUCAAUCGAACUUCCUAUCUACAACUUCUCAAAACAUGCUCGUGAAGACAAGACAACUUCUAUCUAUGGUGCCAAUGUUAUUAUCUUUGAAGGAAUUUUUGCACUUUAUGAUCAAAAGAUUCGUGACUUGAUGGAUUUAAAAAUCUUUGUUGAUACCGAUGCUGAUAUCCGCUUGGCUAGACGAUUACAACGAGAUAUUGCUGAACGUGGUCGUGAUCUUCAGGGCAUUCUGGACCAAUAUACACGAUUUGUCAAGCCAUCUUAUGAUGAUCAUGUCCAUCCUACUGUGAAAUAUGCAGAUGUGAUCGUUCCUCGUGGUCUGGAAAAUGUAGUAGCUAUCGAUUUGAUUACCAAACAUGUACAACGCCAAUUGAAUGAAAAAGAGCUUCAUUUACGGUGGGACUUGGCCAAUUCUUCCUUUAGUCAUGAAAUACCCGAAGAAGUGACCGUGUUACCUCCUACCAAUCAAAUUAGAGGAAUGCAUACAAUUUUGCGUGACAAGAAUACUCCAAGAGACGAAUUUGUGUUUUAUUCUGAGAGAUUAUCAAAAUUGAUUGUGGAAUGUGGUUUAGGUUUGCUGCCUUCAGAAGAAACGACAGUGACAACUCCUAUAGGUAAACCAUAUCAUGGCCUAGCAUUUACAUCUCAAAUCUGUGGUGUUUCUAUUUUACGUGCUGGUGGUACCAUGGAAGAAGGAUUACGACGUGUGUGCAAUGAUGUGAUCAUUGGGAAAUUGUUGAUUCAAACUGAUCCAAGUACUGGAGAACCUCAGUUACAUUACUGCAAAUUACCACAGGAUGUCAGACAACGUCAUGUUUUACUUAUGGAUGCAACUAUUGGUACUGGUGCAGCAGGUUUGAUGGCCAUUCGAGUUUUAUUAGAUCAUGAAGUGCCGGAACAAAAUAUUAUCUUCUUGAGCUUCUUAUCCGCCCCUAUUGGUUUGAAUGUGAUCAAGAAAGCAUUCCCUAAGGUUAAAAUUGUGACUUCAAUGGUAGAUCCAGUAUUGUCAAAAGAAAAAUUAUGGAUUGAACCUGGUAUUGGCAACUUUGGGGAUCGGUACUUUGGAACUGAAUUAUGAUAGAAUUUCUCUGGAUGACUUUUUUGUUGUUGUUGUUUCUUUUAUGGUGAUUACAUUUUAGACAUGUGGAUGGUCUUGAAUUACAUAUAUGGAUGUAGAAAUCUUUUAUUAUCUUAGCCUGUGUUAGUUUUGGUUUUUAUCGGAAGCAUGAAUAAAAAUCAUUUUUUUAUA
This is a messenger RNA of Halteromyces radiatus, 1604 nucleotides long. Its product is annotated as uridine kinase. Bases 36 to 1433 code for a protein of 465 amino acids. Lineage: Eukaryota; Fungi; Mucoromycota; Mucoromycetes; Mucorales; Cunninghamellaceae. The transcript is spliced from 16 exons. The record is from RefSeq and is a predicted model, not a curated record. Gene Ontology annotation, cellular component: cytoplasm. Gene Ontology annotation, molecular function: ATP binding; kinase activity; ATP hydrolysis activity.